Molecule: messenger RNA, 2144 nt
Organism: Panicum virgatum (switchgrass)
Lineage: Eukaryota; Viridiplantae; Streptophyta; Magnoliopsida; Poales; Poaceae
Exons: 1
Coding region: 359-2014 (551 amino acids)
Source: RefSeq, a predicted model, not a curated record
CUGAUAGUGAGGUUGAGUUUGUGCACCAACAUACUCUUGUGCAUCUUAUACUUUUCCUCACGGUGGAGAUGCCCUAAGGCAUUAUUAAUCUGUACCCCUUCAGGAACAAAAUAUGUGUUGUUUUAGAACUAUCUAAAUCUGAUAACACUUUUUGGAAACAUGAAAAGUCGUGUUUGGGUUAUGUUAGUAUAUAUUGUGAUAGAAGCAGUUAGGGGUCAAAAUUGUGUUUGAACACUAUGUCAAUGUACAAAACCAAAAGUAUUUAUAACCAGAAGCAAGUAGUUUCACCAUAUACGUAUAUGUUUUAGUACUUUCAAAAGCAUGUUUCACUAUAAAAAAAAACAAUGGUAACCUCUAGAUGCAUCACUUUCAUCUUCCGUUAUCUCAGGUCACCGUUGCUGUCUACGUCUUUUGGAAGUCGUGGCCACAAGAGGAGAGUGAACGCUAUCUGGCAGCAGCAAUCCUUUUGUUCAUCCCUGGGAUUCUCAAAUGCAUAUUGAAGCCCUGGGACUUGAAGAGAGUUAGCAUCAAUAGCCUCGUGGACUCAUCUGCAUCAGAAGAAACUGACGCGAUUAAUUCGCUUGAAAACUUCAUACAGAAAGCAAACGAUUAUUUUCAUCCUAGCAACAAUAAUGAAGCAUCUGUAAGCGCUGAAGGCAGAGAAGUAGAACGUAAGAAGCCGUAUGAUCUAUUCGUAGACCUUACCCCUCCGUAUUCCCAUAGGCUUAGAUGUCUCAAACACUUGAUCCGUGAUCCAUAUGGAGCGCGUCGCUUGGUUCAGGCUGGCCUCUCUGCAACGUUCAGUCGACUCUACACCAAGGACUCAGUGCUGCACCAGAAUUUCAGUAACCUCUGCACGAUACUAUCCAACUGUGUUGACCUCGUACGGGUAGUAGCCGCCAGCUGCAUGCUCGCGGUCAUCGUGCUGGUCCCCAUAAGUGAAGGAGGGGCUAUCGACACAGAUGUCAGGAUCACAUACAUCUUGCUAUCAUGUACUGUUGCUCUGGAGUACCUUAUACCUGCUUUGGUAUUCAACAGGAUGAAUCCAUGGUUGGGCGAAUGGCCCGAUCAAGUUGCCCAGUACAACCUAAUAUGGUACCUGGCCCGGAAUAAGAAGUGCAAGACGAAGAUGCUCCGGAAGCUGGUGGCAACCUUGCUGGUUUCCAAGGACUUCGUCGACCAGCUUUGGUGCAUGACGCCGUGCAAGUCCUCCGGCAACAUCACCGACCUCGUCCAUGACUACCUCAAGAAAGGGUGGACGGCGGAGGGUCAAUGUCAAAUAACCAACAUGGCCACCUACCGGGCGUUCAACGACAACCGGGGUCAGUGGACUCUGGAUCGUGAGAACUGCAGGAUCAAUCUGGAUUGGAGCCUACAAAGGCCGUUUGACGAGAGUGUCAUCCUCUGGCACCUCGCCACGGAUUUCUGCUUCCACCUCACACCACCGCCUAACACUGCUCAGUUGGCUGUCUAUCGCAGCAGGGUGAUGUCCAACUACAUGGCGUAUUUGCUGUUCGUCAACCCGGAGAUGCUGAUGACCGGUGCCAGGCGCAGCCUCUUCAGAGAAGCCUAUAGGCAGCUGAAGAAGACGCUCAAGGUGACAGCACAACCGGAAGAAGGAGCAGGGCCCUCUCGACGGGACGACAUGCCACCACAACCGGACGCUGCAGAGCCCCCGCGACGCAACACGCCACGAGAAGAAAGCGAGUUCGCCCAGAAGGUAGCCCAGAACACCCAGCAUGCACAGGGCACAGAGGAUCUAAGCAUCGUUCGCGAUGUUUGGAGGCUUUCUGAAAAUCUAAAGGAACUACGUACAGGUCCGAAUGGGGAUACGAGGAUGUGGAGUGUGAUCCAGGGCGUGUGGGUGGAGAUGUUGUGUUUCUCCGCCGGAAGGUGCAGAGGUUACCUGCACGCCAAGAGCUUGGGCCAGGGCGGGGAGUACCUCUCCUACGUCUGGCUUCUCAUGUCCUACAUGGGGAUGGAAACCUUAGGAGAGAAGAUGCAGAGGACCUAGUUACAGGAGGAAGCAAGCAACAAUGGCACAGCUGCAGCUUCAACAACGGUUACAGCCACUGGUGGCAGUUCCAAUUCCAAAGACAUCCCAGUCCCAGCCACCGGUGGCGACCACGGCUAUGGUGGUGCAA